GAGAGCAUGGCAGAGCUGGAGAAUGAGCUGAGGACCACUAAGAGUGAGAUGGCUCGUCACCUGAGGGAGUAUCAGGAUCUGCUGAAUGUCAAGAUGGCACUGGAUAUUGAAAUUGCAGGGGGUUUCCUCUCGGUUUUAGAGUUUUCUCAGGUUCAGGCCCAGUAUGCUCAGAGUUACCGUAAAGAUUUGAUCCGGUUGGGACAUUUCAGUAUUAUCUUUUUGUAUUAAGUGUAUACGUGCAACAAGCGACCAAACACUGACGCAUCACCACUGCGCCAAAAAGGACAGUUCCAUCUGCUCCACACAAAGACCAGUGCAAACUGCGCACAUCUGGACUCAUGUCAGGAUUAAUGUAGAUGAAUAGUUCCAAACGAAAAUCCAUCUCUAACACAACAUUAAUCAUAUAUUCGCACAAACAGUGGACUACCUGACCCAUCUGGAACGGAUCGGUCCGGAUGUUACCAGCGGGCAUUAAUUAGUGAUUGGGUUGGCCCCCCUAUAAAAAGGGGGACGCGCCCACUGCUCUGCUCUGUCUCCUUGCAAGCCAAGAUGAGCUACGGAUCUGAUAUCUUCACCUCCUCCUCCUACCGGAGGAUUUUCGGCGAUUCUCCCCGUUAUGCCUCCUCUCCAUCGCGGACAGCGAUCAAUGUGUCCUCCCGGGGAGGUUACCGGUCCUCCUCUCUAUCCCGGACCAACAUCUCAUCCCUGGGCUCGUACAGCAGAAAGUCCGGCCGCUCCUUCUCUCCUAUGCCGCUGGAGACCUUCGACCUGACACAGAGCACCGUCCUCAACAAUGAGUUCAAAAUCAUCCGCACCAAUGAAAAGGAACAAAUGCAGGGUCUUAAUGACCGCUUUGCAAUGUUCAUCGAGAAAGUGCGCAACUUGGAGCAGCACAACAAAGUGCUGGAGACGGAGUUGAUCGCUCUGCGCCAGAGACAGACCGAGCCGUCCCGCCUGGCUGAGCUUUACCAACAGGAGAUCCGCGAACUGCGCUCCCAGCUCGAAGAACUGAACGGAGAGAAGUCUCAGCUGCUGAUCGAGAGGGAUAAUAUUGAGGACGACCUGCAGAAAGUCAGGGGAAAAUACGAAGAGGAGUUCCGCGCCCGGGAGGAGGCGGAGGCCACCCUCAAGGCUUUCAAGAAAGAUGUGGAUGAUGCUACCAUGGUGCGCCUGGACCUGGAGAAGAAGGUGGAAUCCCUCCUGGACGAGAUCAACUUCCUCAGGAAGGUGCACGAAGAGGAGGUGGCCGAGCUGACGGACAUGAUCCAGGCCGCCCAGGUGUCCGUGGAGAUGGAGGUGUCCAAGCCGGAUCUCACCUCCGCCCUCAAAGAGAUUCGCGGCCAGUAUGAGUCCAUGGCGUCCAAGAACCUGCAGUCCGCCGAGGAGUGGUACAAGACCAAGUUUGCGGACCUGUCCGAGCAAGCCAGCCGGAGUAACGAAGCCAUCCGCGCCAGCAGGGAGGAAGUGAACGAGUUCAGGAGGCAGCUGCAGUCCAAGACCAUCGAGAUAGAGAGUCUGAGGGGAACCAACGAGUCUCUGGAUAAGCAGCUCCGGGAGAUGGAGGACAGGCACAAUGUGGAGAUUGGAAACUACCAGGAGAGCAUGGCAGAGCUGGAGAAUGAGCUGAGGACCACUAAGAGUGAGAUGGCUCGUCACCUGAGGGAGUAUCAGGAUCUGCUGAAUGUCAAGAUGGCACUGGAUAUUGAAAUUGCAGCCUACAGGAAACUCCUGGAAGGGGAGGAGACCCGCAUCGGGACAGGCAUCACCUAUCCCAGCCCCUCCAUAAGUGCCGGUGUCGGGCAAGGCUACAACUACCAGUCCCGCAUUUACACCAGCUCUGGUAAGAGCACCAAGAAGGAGGGCAAGGACGAGGACCAGCAGCAGCAGCAGAGCAAGACCGGUGCCAAGGUGUCCCAGCGUGAAGUUUAUGAGGAGACAGUGGUCACCACUAAGAAGAUGGAGAAGCAGCAAGACUCCAACGAUAUCCCCACCAAUCAGAAAAACUAAGAGCCUACUGUAAGCCUGUUCUUGACCCUUAAAACCUCCCUUUAUCCUGCAACUCCUCUCCUCUAUUCAUCUCCCAUCCUAAAACAAACCUCGAACCUUUACAGGUGAAGCACUUGUGGGGAUCUAAGAUGAUAGUCCCUCUUAUUAGAAGCAUAAUAAAAUCAUGAAGGUUGCUAACAUCUGAAAUGGAAUGCAGGGUUUCUAGGUUUGUUUUAUGUUGGUUCAUUCCUCCUUGUACCUUCUGUCCCCCCACGUGUGUUCCCCUCAAGGAAAAUCCAUUAUAACUCUACUAUAACCACCACUCUAUACAAAACCACAGUACAUCUGAUCUCUCUCUUUCUCUUUCACAAACUCGACAUCCGACAAUAACAAGCACUGAGGUACGUCUCUUACAGAAGUAUAGUCUCUCAGAGUACAAUAUUCAACUGGUCUUUUGCACUAAUGUUACGACAACGUGUAAUACCGACACACAGUAGAUAACUCUGGUUGGUCAUGCACUACCACCACAAGCUGUGAGAUACUCUCAACACAUUCCAAUGGAAGCAUGUGUGUGUGCGAGUGUUACUGUGUGCACUUAAAGGACAAAAGAUUCAGAACACAUCAGCUGGUAUUGGUUACUCUCUCUACAUCCACUUAUAUGAUAUGAAUAACACCCACCUGGCAUUUUAGUGAGAAGCACAUGAUUAUUAGAAACCAGCCAAAAAUAAAACAGUAAUAUAUGAUCAUGUUUUGCUGAGCCAUUAUUCUUGGUCUCCUCAGUAAAAAGGGAGUUUCUGACAAAAUGUGCUGCUUAAAUCUCCUUACACAAUGUUUUUAAUCAGUCAGUGCACCGUGUUGUUUGACUGUGGUUCAAUCAGCUCUGCAUGACAAUGGUAUAAAAGAGGAUGAAUAUCCUCAGAUGAGCACUGACCCUUUUCAAUUAAUCAAAAUGAACUAAAGUGGAUUACUGUAGACUUGAAGCAAAACAGUAAACAGAUGUAUUAAUUGAGCAUAAUUUGCAUGGUGUAUGUAGAUGUCAUGCUUGCAUGGAGUCCAUCAACCCGCCUUUCAAAGCUCAAAGGUCAGCGAAUCGCCUUCCUUUUCACCAUUGACCAUGCUGAGUAUCAUUGUGCACACUCAUAACUGUAACACACAUGCUUGUUAGCCUGUAAGCCAGAUAGGACUGAGAUGGGCUACAGAUCUCUGCUGUCAUUACUGUGAAAAUAAAGACAGCUCCUCUUUAAGGCACUUAUAUAGGAAUGGGAAACAGAAUGCAUUUGCAAAAUGCACUAUGAAGGAUACAGGGGAAAAUGCACAGCUGAAAUUCUAAGGAACAGGAAGAUUUUUUUUUCUUCCCAUGAGUCAGAGACUGAAUUGUAAAUUAUGCUUUAGCGCAUAAGCAUGAGAUUCUGUACGAUCCAUCUGGGUGCAAUGAAUUGUAUGCAUAUUUAACACAAUUUCCCAUGUGCCAUUGAUGACGCUUGAAGCACAUGUAAGCCCCAGACUCAUGUCACUCAGCCUGAAGAAAAAAAACAUGCCAACAAAACUCAAAAUACAUCACAACCUGCCAGACCACGAUGUGUUUGAAAUAAACUUGAUCUCUCUCUUUUUAACUGUGGCCAUGACUGGAUAAAAACGUCUGUUGUAGUACGACCUCACCGGUAGAAAUCUGUCAGUAUGAAAGACUUGUAGCUUGUUUUUUCUGCUUGUGCACUGCCAGCUCUAACACAGCUAUCUUAUCCUAUGGUGUUGGUCACGCCCUGACAAACUGCACUCACAUUAAGAAUGGAAACAAACUAAUUACUGAUUGUGUGACAGACUGUUCUGGACUGGGUUCUUACUGUUAUACCUGAGGCUUGUGAUAAGUAUCUUAGUACUGUAGUAAGUGUGUUUGUAUCUCUACACAGUGGCCUAUUAUAACUGGAAUUCUUUUUUGGGGGAAGAGGGCAGCAAAUCUGAAAGUUGGGCAUUUUAUUUUACGGAAUACUGAAUUCCAGUGUCAAGCAGAAUGAAAAUCUCAGAGGUACAAGAACGUGUAAACAAAAGCAGCAUUUUAUAGUAUACAGCUAUAGCAAUGGGAUGAAUGAUUCGUGGUUGCAAAUGUCAAGCCUUUGUCGUUCCUAUGUAAACCAAAAAAGUUUUCAUGGGUGUCUGAAGAAAAAUGUCACUACUACUACUUCUACAGCACUGCCAAACUUUUCUAAGCACACAUGCAACACCACUUCAUGCAAAAGCAAGCAUUUCCUGAAUAUACGGUACAGUACGUCACCAUUCCAAAACCAAGACGCAAAGAUCUAGCCAUAGAGCAAAUACUGUAGGAUGUAAAAUGCCUUAAAACACCAGCAGCUUUUUUUCUGGCCAUGUGUGUGAUGUGUAUGAUUCUGUUCAGUGGGGUGUUUAAUCAUUAUUAUCUCUUUAUUAGCGUUUAUUAGAGCUACCAUGACUACAAAAGCAUAGGGAUUGAAUGUAGAUGACAUGCUAUUCUCUUUACUGUUAUUACUACUCAUGUAUUGCUGUAUGACACCAUAUCAAUAAAGACUUGACAUUACUGAGGUGCA
Messenger RNA from Lates calcarifer (barramundi perch), 4544 nucleotides. RefSeq names its product internexin neuronal intermediate filament protein, alpha b (gene inab). Gene Ontology annotation, cellular component: intermediate filament; cytoplasm; postsynaptic intermediate filament cytoskeleton. Gene Ontology annotation, molecular function: structural constituent of postsynaptic intermediate filament cytoskeleton. The transcript is spliced from 3 exons. Lineage: Eukaryota; Metazoa; Chordata; Actinopteri; Centropomidae. The coding region runs from base 550 to 2007 and encodes 485 amino acids. Gene Ontology annotation, biological process: intermediate filament organization. The record is from RefSeq and is a predicted model, not a curated record.